AUGUCCACCAACCCCAUCCUCCUCCUAGACGGAGCGUUAGGAACCGUUCUCGAGAAAGCCCCCUACAACAUCCUCUUCAACGAAAACACCCCGCUGUGGUCCUCACACCUCCUCCUGACUCAUCCAGGGGUCCUCCAAGCUGUACAUCGCUCUUACGUCGAUGCCGGCGCAGACAUCAUUCAGUCUGCUACAUACCAAGCAAGUGUUGAAGGAUUUGCCAGAACCUUGAAUCCUGAUGCUCCAGAUGCGGAUCAGACAUACUCGGAAUCCGAAGCAGCGCGAUACUGCCGUUCUGCGAUUCCGCUAGCCCGAGCUGCCUUUCCGCUCCAGAGCCAGCUCCAGAACACGAGGCGCAACCAGCCACGUCUCGCUUUAUCCCUAGGUUCCUAUGGUGCAACCAUGUCCCCGAUAACGGCGGAAUACACCGGGCUGUAUCCGAGUUAUAUGGACAGCGUACCGGCGCUGGAAGCGUGGCAUGGUAAGCGGCUGCGGAUCUAUGCGGAUGAUGCUGGCAUAUGGUCGGGAGUCGAGUUUGUGGCGUUUGAGACGGUGCUGCGAUGGGAUGAGGUGUUGGCAAUUCGCGGGGCCAUGCAGAAGGUGCUUUCUGCAAAGGGCUCUGGGCCUGAAGGAAAGAAAUGGUGGAUCAGUGGCGUCUUUCCGCAGGGCGAUGGGGAGGAUAUCCGUCGCUGGAUUGAGGCUGCUGCUUCGAGCCCAGGCUCAGGUUCUCUGAAUGGCGGGCGAUUAUACGCACCUUUAGAACCGCCUUCUGCACUGCCCGGCUAUAUGGGCUCCACGAGUUUCACCGCGGUUCUGGCUGAGCAUCGCAAUGAGAUUGUAUUUGAGCAGGACGAAAACGUGGACUCUUGUCCGGUUUUGGUUGUGGAGCCAGAUCGGGUUCAGUCCGGAGCCGAGGUGUUGCUCUUCCUGUACAAUAUCAAAGAUCGCCACAAGCUUAUCGACAAAUUCUACGUGCGAUCAUGGAAUGUGGUGGUACCCAAGAUGGUGGUAGAUGCCAUCAUGGACUCCAUCGACGAGAUCUUUGGCGGGUUCAACCACAACGAUUUGAUGCCCCAACUGCGAAGUCUAGCCACUCAGAUCUUCCAGAAUUCCUCACGAGCUUUGACCACUCACCAGUCGAUGACUGUUAAGGAGUAUUGCACUUCAUUCACCGGACCCAACUUUCGCUGGGAAGCUCUCGGGAAUCUAUUUACAUUGUGCGGCCAGCAACUAGUGAUCACCCCUGAAAAUGAUCCUGCAGUCGCCGAGGGAGACAAUCCACGAGCUAAGGAUCGACUUUUGGAACAAGUGACUGCAGCCAGUACGAUCUGCCUUAAUUUCUGCGACCAGGCCUCCGCUGCCAAUGAAAUGCUGGCGUAUCUUCAGUAUAACGAUUUUAUGCUACGAACACAGCUAUAUGGAGAUUCGAGCUAUCAAGCAUGGCGUCGACUUGGCGAUCUCACAGCCACCAUUUACGCCGCCGGCUUGCAUGUGGACACCGAUACCUCAGAAGAUUGUCCUUUUUUUCUUCGGCAAUGGCGUCGAUGCUGCUUUACAUCGGCAUUCUACAUGGAUAAAAUGAUGGCUACAUUCGUCGGUCGGCCGCCCUUGCUGAACUAUAGAUAUUGCACAUUGACCCCUCCCUUGGAUUUAAGCGAUGAAGUCCUUGUAGCAGGAGGCGAGGCUCUAAGUCAGGCGAUCUCCGAGCUUGACAGUGCAGGCUGGAGCACAAAUGGCGCUCGCCAUCGAAUGUCAACGGGGCGAAUUCGGUUCCAACUCUCCGUCUUCAGAGAGAGGACACUGGAGAUCGCAUUAGUUAGUCAUGAACCGCGUGAUCUUGUUCAAAAGUGCAAUGAAAUCCGUGAGGGUGUACGUGCCGUGUGGGAGUCGACUCCCGAUCACCUUCGAUAUGAUAAAAGGCCCAGGGAUGAUUUCCACUACGGGUGGCUGACCAUUGUUUACCUCUAUCUCAACUACUUGUACACUUGCUUCCUGCUUCAGAGUGCCUUGAUCAAGCAUACGAACACCGGGCAAGAGUUGCUCUGCGAUAUAUCGCGCCAGGUUCUGGGAAUCGUGAAUACCAUCACCACCAUGCGCAAUCCGAUGGUGGGCUUUGAUCGGCAUUAUUCCUGGAUUGCCCUUACAUACGGUGUCCCUAGCUCCGGUGUUCUUCUGCUUGAACUCCUACACCAAUCCCGCACACCCGGAUCUCACAACGUGGUUCUUCCGCGCGCCGAGCUAGUCCGCAAUCUGAGCGUGUUCAUCUCGAUGCUUUCUUGGAUUGCACGGCCUGGCCACGGUAACUAUCGCACAUGCAAAGAAGCUGAGAAGAACCUGUCUCGCAUCUUUGAUCAGGUACUCGAUCCGCAGCCUGUUCAUGCGGAGAUGGUGCUUGAUGUCACGUCCGAACUGUCCAGCUUCUUGAACUGGUCCAAUUACAACAGCUGA
Penicillium maclennaniae is the source of this 2445-nucleotide messenger RNA. RefSeq lists its product as uncharacterized. Bases 1 to 2445 code for a protein of 814 amino acids. The transcript has 5 exons. NCBI's taxonomy places the organism in Eukaryota, Fungi, Ascomycota, Eurotiomycetes, Eurotiales, Aspergillaceae. Gene Ontology annotation, biological process: S-methylmethionine cycle; DNA-templated transcription. Gene Ontology annotation, molecular function: S-adenosylmethionine-homocysteine S-methyltransferase activity; DNA binding; zinc ion binding. The record is from RefSeq and is a predicted model, not a curated record.